AUGUGGAGACGGAAGCACCCGAACAGCUUCGGAGGAACCCGGGGAGUUCUGAGUGGUAAUCGAGGGGUUGACUAUGGCAGUGGGCGGGGUCAGCUGGGUACGUUCAAAGGGCGUUGGCGGAAAUUACCGAAGAUGCCCGAAGCCGUCGGGACGGACCCGAGUACCUCACGCAAGAUGGCGGAACUGGAGGAGGUGACUCUGGACGGGAAGCCUCUUCAGGCGCUGCGGGUGACCGACCUGAAGGCCGCACUGGAGCAGCGAGGCCUAGCCAAGAGCGGGCAGAAGAGUACCCUGGUCAAGCGGCUCAAAGGGGCUCUAAUGCUAGAAAAUUUACAGAAACAUUCAACACCCCAUGCUGCAUUCCAGCCAAAUUCCCAGAUUGGUGAGGAAAUGAGCCAGAACAGUUUCAUAAAGCAGUAUCUGGAAAAGCAGCAGGAGCUGCUUAGGCAGCGUCUGGAACGUGAAGCUCGAGAAGCUGCAGAACUUGAAGAAGCUUCAGCUGAGUCGGAGGACGAGAUGAUCCAUCCUGAGGGAGUGGCUUCCCUGCUGCCUCCUGACUUUCAGAGCAGCCUGGAGAGACCAGAGCUGGAGCUCAGCAGACAUUCGCCCCGAAAGAGCGCCUCUAUUUCUGAAGAUAAAGGUGAUUCUGAUGAUGAGAGACCAAGGAAAGGGGAAAGACGAUCAUCUAGAGUAAGACAGGCAAGAGCAGCUAAACUUUCUGAUUGCAGCCAGGCUGCUGAGGAGGAAGAAGAUCAAGAAACACCAUCCAGAAAUCUGAGGAUCAGAGCAGAUCGAAAUUUGAAAGCAGAGGAGGAAGAAGAGGAGGAGGAGGAAGAGGAGGACUUUUUUUUCUUGGGUGAGGAAGAAGAGGAAAAUGAGGGACAAAAAUCUAAAGAAGCACCCAUCUUGAAACAGUCUGAGGCAGAAGAGGAGGAGGAGGAAAUGUCCAAAGCAAAGCCAGAGCAAGUGGUGGAUGAGAGACCUAAGCCCAUAAGAUCCCAGGAACAAGAAGGGUUAGAGAGAGGAGGAAUAGUAACAAGGUCCCAGGAAGAGGCUCGAAGAAGUCAUCUGGCCAGGUAUCAGCAAGAGAACGAGAUAAAAAUAGCUUCUCCCCUUAAAGAGGAAGAAAAAGAAAUUAAAUCUUUGAAAGGCUUGGAGGAAAAAUCAAAGUCCCCUUCUCCUCCUCAGUUGACUGAAGAUCUGGAGAAGGUCCCUCUUGUGCUACAACCAGAGCAAACUGCCAGUGAGGAAGAGACUCUUCCACCUUUACUUACCAAGGAAGCCUCUUCACCACCACCUAUUACACAACUCCAGAGUGAAGAAGAAGUAGAGCCCAUGGGAGGCCCAGCCCCCCCUGUUCUUGUUCAGUUAUCUCCUCCAAAUACAGAUACUGAGACCAAGGAGCUAUUAAUAUCUCAGCAUUCUGUUCAGUUGGUGGGAGGCCUGUCUCCUUUGUCAAGUCCUACCGACACCAAAGUAGAAUCUCCUGCAGAGAAAGUACCAGAGGAGAGUGUCCUAUCUCUAGUUCAGAAAAGUACACUGGCUGAAUCCUCAGUAGAGAAAGGUCUUGAAUCUGAGUCAGAAAAAUCAGCUCAGCCACUCCCUCUAAACAUUGAAGAAUUAGCACCAGCCAAAGAGAUCACUGAGGAAUCUCAGAAACAGCCAUCUUUGGAACAAGAGGGCAGAAUGGCUACACAUACUCUUUUCCUGAGCCACAGAUUGAAACCGUCAGCUCAUUCCUCACCGUCUAGCCGGUCUUCCUCAUCUUCGUCCUCCAGUUCUAGAUCACGAUCUCGCUCUCCUGACAGCUCAGGCUCUCCAUCUCAUUCACCUCCAAGAUCCAAGCAGAGAGAUGGAUCCCUGGCACAUUCUCACUCCAACCCUCGUAGUAGACCCAAGAUGGGCUCUAGAUCAACAUCAGGGUCCAGGUCCCGUUCUCGUUCUCGUUCACGUUCUCGUUCUCGUUCCGCCUCAAGCAACAGCAGAAAAUCUCUGAGCCCUAGAGUCUCCAGGGACAGCAGUACCAGCUACACUGAAACCAAAGAUCUCUCUUCUGGUCAGGAGAUUGCAACUCCACCAAUGCCACAACUGCAGGUCCUUGAGCCAAAGGAGAGGACUACCACCUCCUCUAUCCAAGUGAGGUGCAUGAGCCAGUCUGAGUCAUCUGAAAAGCAUGUGACCCAGAGGUUACAACCUGAGCGGGAGAGCCCAAAGAAGUAUGAAGCUGAAGAGGCAGAGCCACCAGCUGCUACACAACCCCAAACUUCAGAGAUUCAGACCUCUCAACAACCAGAAUCAGAAAGAAUUCAGCACACUAUUGAGGAGAAGGAGGAAGUGAACAUGGACACAACUGAAAACAGACCUGAAAAUGAGGUUCCAGAGCCCCCCAUGCCUGUCGCAGACCAAGUCAGCAAUGAUGACCGCCCUGAGGGCAGUGUGGAAGAUGAGGAGAAGAAAGAGAGUUUGCUGCCCAAAUCAUUCAAGAGGAAGAUCUCCGUUGUCUCAGCUACCAAGGGGGUACCAGCUGGAAACAGUGACACAGAGGGGUGCCAGCCUGGUCGGAAACGACGUUGGGGAGCCAGCACAGCCACCACACAGAAGAAACCCUCCAUCAGUAUCACCACUGAAUCACUCAAGAGCCUCAUCCCCGACAUCAAACCCCUGGCGGGGCAGGAGGCUGUUGUGGAUCUUCAUGCUGAUGACUCCCGCAUCUCUGAGGAUGAGACCGAGCGCAAUGGUGAUGAUGCGACCCAUGACAAAGGGCUGAAGAUAUGCCGAACAGUCACUCAGGUGGUACCUGCAGAAGGCCAGGAGAAUGGGCAAAGGGAAGAAGAGGAAGAAGAGAAGGAACCUGAAGCAGAACCCCCUGUAAUUCCCCAGGUUUCAGUAGAGGUGGCCUUGCCCCCACCUGUGGAACAUGAAGUAAAGAAAGUGACUUUAGGAGAUACCUUAACUCGACGUUCCAUUAGCCAGCAAAAGUCUGGAGUCUCCAUUACCAUUGAUGACCCUGUCAGAACUGCUCAGGUGCCCUCCCCACCCCGGGGCAAGAUCAGUAAUAUAGUCCACAUCUCCAAUUUGGUUCGUCCCUUCACGUUAGGCCAACUGAAGGAGUUGUUAGGAAGGACAGGAACCCUGGUGGAAGAGGCCUUCUGGAUUGAUAAGAUUAAAUCUCACUGCUUUGUAACGUACUCAACAGUAGAAGAAGCUGUUGCCACCCGCACAGCUCUGCAUGGAGUCAAAUGGCCCCAGUCCAAUCCCAAAUUCCUUUGUGCUGACUAUGCUGAGCAAGAUGAGCUUGACUAUCACCGGGGCCUCUUGGUGGACCGUCCCUCUGAAACUAAGGCAGAGGAGCAGGGGGUCCCACGGCCCCUGCACCCCCCACCCCCACCCCCAGCCCAACCACCACAGCAUCCCCGGGCAGAGCAACGAGAGCAGGAGCGGGCGGUGCGGGAACAAUGGGCAGAGCGGGAACGGGAAAUGGAGCGGCGGGAGCGAACUCGAUCCGAGCGUGAAUGGGAUCGUGACAAAGUUCGAGAAGGACCCCGUUCCCGAUCACGGUCCCGUGACCGCCGCCGUAAGGAACGUGCAAAAUCUAAAGAAAAGAAGAGUGAGAAGAAAGAGAAAACCCAGGAGGAACCACCCGCCAAGCUGCUAGAUGACCUUUUCCGCAAAACCAAGGCAGCCCCUUGCAUCUAUUGGCUCCCGCUGACUGACAGCCAGAUUAUUCAGAAGGAGGCAGAGCGGGCUGAACGGGCCAAGGAGCGAGAGAAGCGUCGAAAGGAGCAAGAAGAAGAAGAGCAAAAGGAGCGGGAAAAGGAAGCCGAGCGGGAACGGAACCGACAGCUGGAGCGGGAGAAACGUCGAGAGCACAGUCGGGAUAGAGAAAGAGAGAGGGAUAGGGAAAGGGAACGAGACCGGGGGGAUCGAGAUAGAGAAAGGGACCGGGAACGAGGCAGGGAGAGAGAUCGCCGAGACACCAAGCGCCACAGCAGGAGCCGGAGUCGUAGCACACCUGUGAGGGACCGGGGUGGGCGUCGUUAG
Chrysochloris asiatica (Cape golden mole) is the source of this 4041-nucleotide messenger RNA. RefSeq names its product apoptotic chromatin condensation inducer 1 (gene ACIN1). Gene Ontology annotation, molecular function: nucleic acid binding. The record is from RefSeq and is a predicted model, not a curated record. NCBI's taxonomy places the organism in Eukaryota, Metazoa, Chordata, Mammalia, Afrosoricida, Chrysochloridae.